AUGGAGUAUGAUUGGAGAUGGUAUUAUUUGGAAGGACCAAUUCCAAAAUGUGUGGGGAACUUGAGCACAUCUCUGGUAAUUCUACAUUUCAAUGCAAAUAAACUUAGUGGCCUUAUCCCAUCAACAUUCAGAAAGAAUUGCAGCAUAGAGUCAAUCAAUCUGAAUGGAAACAAAUUGGAAGGAUCAAUACCCCAAUCCAUAAUCAACUGCCAGGGUCUGCGGGGCAUCGACAUUGGUGACAAUGAAAUGCGAGGUGCGUUUCCCUUUUGGAUGGAAACACUACCUCAACUUCGUAUCCUCAUCCUGAGGUCAAAUAAGUUCGAUGGUACGAUGUUGGUGGAUUCAAACACUCAGCAACCAUUUCAAAAGUUGCAAGUCUUGGAUGUAUCACAAAAUGCGUUUGUUGGUUCUCUACCUAAUAGAUAUUUCAAGAACUUUCGGGGUAUGAUAGACGCCAAGGAAAACCAGACCGAUAGUGAAGCAUAUUGGUUUUUGAGAUUGAUUGAGUUGAAAAUCACUGUGAAGGGAUUGGAACAGUUAUUGGAGCGACUGCUGACAACAUUUACAACUAUCGAUUUGUCCUCCAACAAAUUCUCUGGGAGCAUUCCACCUUCGGUAGGGAAUCUUAACUCUCUCAGAUACUUGAAUUUGUCUCACAAUACCCUCAAAGAACAUAUACCGCCAUCUCUUGGAGGUAUGGGUUUGCUCGAAUCGUUGGACUUGUCUUCAAACAAACUGGAUGGGAAAAUUCCGGGUGGAUUGGCAAGGUUGACAUUUCUUGCGAAAUUAAACCUUUCGAUGAAUAAUCUUAAGGGAGAAAUACCACAAUCUACUCAACUUUCCACAUUUGGGAAUGAAUCAUAUGUUGGAAAUGUAGGGUUGUGUGGAUUUCCAUUGACGAAAAAAUGUGCGCCCAGUGAUGGAAAACCAGUGUUUCCUCGAGAUGAUGAAUAUGAAUUCAUAGAUGGAUUUGGUUGGCAAUGCGUGGUGAUGGGAUAUGGAAGCGGAUUCGUAGUUGGCAUUGGAAUUGGCUACAUGAUCAUUAGAAGUGGAAGGCCAAGAUGGUUAGUUGAAUUCUUUUAUGGAGUUGGAUAUAAAUAUAAGACAAAGAAGAGACGCCACAAAGCUGCACCAACACGAAGGGGGACUUAGAUUGGAAGAAAAAAUGGAAGAUUGUGUGUUUUUCUUGUGUUUAAUUUGGAACUCUUUCUUGAGUUGUUUCGAGUAUGUUACCUUUUUUUACGUUUUUGGA
Molecule: messenger RNA, 1252 nt
Organism: Salvia hispanica
Lineage: Eukaryota; Viridiplantae; Streptophyta; Magnoliopsida; Lamiales; Lamiaceae
Source: RefSeq, a predicted model, not a curated record